AUUCGAAACUUCCAGGUAAUCCCGUUAUGCCUUCUGCUGCUAACAGAAGCGAAGCGAGUGGAGAUCCGGCCACGGAUAGCAGAGCCGCAGGUUUAUUACGAAGAGGAGGACAGCCAAGCGGCUGAGGACGAUUACAGUCCAGCAGUCUAUCAACCACGCACCCGUGCCCUUCCUUCGCCACGUUCGAAGGACGCAUUGCACUCGUCGAAACCGCCGCCAGUCCAGACAAUUCGCAAUUACAACAAGGUCAACGACGACGGGUCUUUCACAUUCGGCUACGAGGCGGCCGACGGCUCGUUCAAGGAGGAGACCCGCGGCACCGACUGCGUGGUGCGCGGUAAAUACGGCUACAUCGACCCUGACGGCAAUAAAAGAGAGUUCACGUACGUGUCUGGCAAUCCGUGCGACCCGAACGCGCCGAAGGACGACGAGGACGACCUCGCCGACAAGCAAGAGGAGGAGGAUAUCUCCGGACCGGCCAACUAUCCGUCCGUGAGACCGAUACCAAGACCGGUGUCGUCCCGACCCACCUACGCGCAACAAUCGACCACGCGCGCACCCACCACCAUCUUCCAAACGCACUAUCAGCUGGACGAUGACGCGAGUCAAGAGCUGAGCGACGAGGACCUCGUCAAGCCGUCGCAGUUGAGAGUACACAGCGGCGGGUACAGGACAGCGGCGCAACAGCCGACCUACGUUCAAGUCACGCCGUCGACGGCUCUUUACGAACCAUCGCCCACGGCCAGUCCCGCUCUCUAUCGACUAGCCUCCUCGACGACCCAGUACCAGAGCACCGAUUCGCCGAUCAUCCGCGCUCAACCCACCGUCUCGUCGACGGCGUACCAAACCCUCGAAACGACGACCCGUCGCCCAGUGACCCGCCACCCGAAGCCGCAAUCGGUCGCUAUCACUCCCCGACCCCACGUUGCACAAGUCGCUGCCCAGUACGUGUCCCCGAGUAGCACCGAGCGUCCAGCGUUAGCGUACAACCGCCCCUCGGCCGUCAGCACCGUGUCGCCCAGCAAUCUGCGCAGCAGCACCGCAUCCGCAGCCGCGUCUCCUCACCUUGACUUUGCCGCCGAGCUCGAGCGUUACGUGAACACGGUCGGCGUAGCCCCGAGUUCCAAGCCCCAAGCUCAAUCGUCCUCCUCCCAAUCGUCGAAAGUUAAGUUAACCGCCGGCCAAGCGCCGAUUGCUGCCUCCGCCGCAGACCCCAUCUACCAGUCGGAGCUCGUUUACGAUCCGGCCACCGCCCAGCCCCAGUCCUACCUCGGACUCCAGCAGCUGCAGCAGCUUCAGCCCCAGCAGCCGCCCCAGCGUCAGUCCCCGCUUUACAAGCAACCGGCCACCCAGCCCGCGCAAUCCGCCCCCGCAGCAGCCAUCAGCCAACAGCCGCAGGAAGUGCUCUACAGAAAGCAGCAGGCCCAGCUGUUGCAGCAGUCGCAACAGCUCUACGCUCAACAGCAACGACGCCAGCAACAACAACAGCAACAACAACAGCAACAGCAAUCGGCUCAGUCGCACAGGCUUCAACUGCUCGAGUCUCAAACGCAACCACAGUCCUUUUACUACGUGGCUCCCGCGAGGUCCGCCAACGCUGCCAGCGCGCCUCUUUCCGUAGGUCAGAUCGAUCACUAUCUCCGAGCCACCGCCUCUCGUUAUUGA
Molecule: messenger RNA, 1665 nt
Organism: Heterotrigona itama
Lineage: Eukaryota; Metazoa; Arthropoda; Insecta; Hymenoptera; Apidae
Source: the annotation of a GenBank genome assembly